Sarcophilus harrisii (Tasmanian devil) is the source of this 8528-nucleotide messenger RNA. RefSeq names its product cell adhesion molecule L1 like (gene CHL1). The record is from RefSeq and is a predicted model, not a curated record. The transcript is spliced from 29 exons. Lineage: Eukaryota; Metazoa; Chordata; Mammalia; Dasyuromorphia; Dasyuridae. Gene Ontology annotation, molecular function: cell-cell adhesion mediator activity. Gene Ontology annotation, biological process: cell-cell adhesion; brain development. The coding region runs from base 613 to 4302 and encodes 1229 amino acids.
GGGAGUGGAUAGGCAGGGAGGGGUACAAGGCGGGACGGGAGCUGCCUUUUCUUGUCUUGUGCCAGCUCCAGGAGGGGGUGAGGCGGAGCCUCCCCGACGGAUUCGCGUGCUGCCAACCUGGGAGAGGCUGGUUACUCCCUGAGGAGGAGCAGCGGAAAACAAGAGGCUCAACCCUGCAAGUCAGCCUAGCUUCUGCUCUGAACAACUGGGGUGGCGGAAGAACUUUCCUUUGGGGAAGCACGAAAUCUGAUCUCGCCCAGGAAGGCCAACGAGAGGGAUGGUGGAACCCCUAUGGGGCUCCCUCCACCUUAACACCCAGCAACUGCUUGGAGCAACUGAAGAUAGCCUUCCUUCAACGAUCCCAAAAGGCCUCCCUCUGGUCAUUUAGCUGUCUGGAAGAGGUGGACUGCACCGGCUCUCAACUAGCCCUUCUUUCUACCCCAUAGGUGCUGUAAACUGAGAACAAUGAUCUAGACAUAAGCCUGCAGAGAAAUUUCAUAUAGAAAAUAAAAGAAGUUCAAUUUACUGAUUCAAAUCCUCCCCUUCCUUUGGAACCCAGAGUGAAAGAACUUCAAUCAUCUCUACUUUCUAAAUUGCCAACCUCCUCCAGUUAUGAAGAUGCAGCUAAGCCGAAGAGGAUACGUUAGAUGCCUGCUUUUCUUCAUGUUAAAAUUAACAGCAGCCAUUGAAAUACCAAUCUCAGUUAAACAGGUCCCAACAAUCAUCACAGAACAGUCAACAGUACAAGUUGCAUUUCCUUUCGACGAAUACUUUCAGUUUGUCUGUGAAGCCAAAGGAAAUCCAGAACCAACGUUUCACUGGACUAAGAAUGAAGAACACUUUAGUCUCCUCUCUGAUCCACGGAUCAUUUCAUCUAAUAAUACAGGCACAUUCAAAAUCUUAAAUGAGGGACACAUCACUCACUUUCAAGGAAAAUACCGGUGCUUCGCAUCUAAUGAAUUAGGAACUGCCAUGUCAGAAGAAAUCGAUUUCAUAGUUCCAAGUAUACCUAAAUUUCCAAAAGAAAAAAUUGAACCUCUGGAAGUUGAAGAGGGGAAUUCAAUCGUUCUCCACUGCAAUCCCCCCAAAGGCAUCCCUCCACUUCAUAUAUACUGGAUGAAUAUUGAUUUGCAGCACAUCCCACAGGAUGAAAGAGUAUACAUGAGCCAGAAGGGAGAUCUAUACUUUGCAAAUGUGGAAGAAAAUGACAGUCGGAGUGAUUAUUGUUGCUUUGCAGCUUUUCCAAGAUUGCGAACUAUUGUACAAAAGAUGCCAAUGAAACUGACAGUGAACAGUUUAAAGCAUGCUAAUGACUCAAGUUCACACAGACAGAAUAUUACCAAGGCAAACUCAAUCAAGCAAAGACAACCCAGAAUGCUUUUGCCUCCCGAAACUUCUGGCAGUCAUUCUUCAGUCACCAUCAUCAAAGGGGGAACAUUGCUAUUGGAAUGCUUUGCUGAAGGCCUGCCAACUCCACAGAUCACUUGGAUGAAGGUGGGUGAAGAUUUGCCCAAGGGAAGAGAAGAAAGAGAAAAUUUUGGAAAGACAUUGAAGAUUGAACAGGUCACUCACAUGGAUAAAGGACAUUACCGGUGCAUGGCCAAGAAUUACAAAGGGACUGCCACGCAUGAAUUCCGAGUAACUGUAGAAGAACCUCCUCGCUGGACAAAGAAACCUGAAAGUGCUGUAUACAGCAUUGGGAGCAAUGGAAUCCUGCUAUGUGAAGCCGAGGGAGAGCCCGCCCCUGAAAUAGAGUGGAAAAUCAAUGGCUUACCUGUUAAUAAAGAGCACUCCCUACCUGGUAUUGUAUUCUUCCCAGGAGAAAUCAGUUUCAACAAUAUUCAGUUGAAUCAUACUGGUGUGUACCAGUGUGAAGCCACAAAUGUACAUGGCAAAAUUCUUGCUACUGCCAAUAUCAAUGUUUUAGAUAUUUCUCCAUUGAUGCAAACCCCAGAUGAUGAAGGGUAUGCUGCUGUGGUUGGUUACAGUGCUUACUUAUUUUGUGACGUUUUUGCCUCACCUCCUGCAGUAAUUACUUGGCAAAAACCAUCGAAAGUUGAAAGGCUAGAAGGUCCACAUUACACUACACAUCAAAAUGGAACCUUAGAAAUUAAAAAAACAACAAAAGAAGAUGCUGGUCCUUAUACUUGUUGGGUGAAAAGUCCUCGAGGAGAGGUGGCAGUCACUGCCCAUUUGGCAAUUAGAGAUGCUACAAACCUUACCAUUUCUCCACUGAAUCCUCAUGUCAUCAAGUCACACUUGCUAGUUUUGCACUGUGAGAUAGAGUGUGAUUCCCACUUGAAGCACAGUUUGAAGUUAUCUUGGAGUAAAGAUGAGGAAGCACUUGAAGCUAAUGGAACUGAAGAUAUCAGCCGGAUAACUAUUGAUGGAGACAAACUGACUAUUUCAAAUGUCACUUUAGAGGAUGAAGGGUCGUAUUCCUGCCAUGUUAAUACUGCACUUGAUGGAGCAGUGGCAACAACUCAAGUGAUCAUUCUUGAUGUUCCUGAUCCACCAGAAAAUCUCCAUAUCUCUGAAAGGCAGAACAGGAGUGUGCGGUUGACUUGGGAAGCUGGAGAUAGCCACAACAGUAUCAUAACUGAGUUCAUUAUAGAGUUUGAAGGCAAUAAAGAUGAGCCAGGAAAGUGGGCGGAAUUAACUAAAAUUCAAGGAAAUGAAACGACAGCCCUAUUAUCAUUGGCACCAUAUGUAAAAUACCAGUUCCGAGUAAUAGGGGUAAAUGCUGUGGGAAGGAGCCUACCCAGUGAUCCUUCUGACUAUCACGAAACUCCACCUGCAGCUCCAGAUAAGAACCCAGACAACAUAAAAGUUGAAGCUUCUCAACCCAAGGAAAUGUUUAUCAAAUGGGAGCCACUGAAAUCCAUGGAACGAAAUGGACCAGGAUUAGAAUAUCGAGUGUCAUGGAGACAACAAGGAGUUCCUUCAGAAUGGUCUGAUGAAUUGGCCACAGAUAAUACCUUACGAGUGAUGACCUCAUCUGUCUUUACUCCUUAUGAUGUCAAAGUUCAAGCAAUCAACCAACUUGGUUCUGGGCCUGAGCCUCAGACUAUAACUGUGUAUUCAGGAGAAGACUAUCCUGAUGCUGCUCCUUCUUCAGUAUCAGCCAGUGUUAUAAAUAGCACGCUUAUAAAUGUCACUUGGGACAGAAUUCCAAAAGAGAGAGUACAUGGACAUUUAAGAGGAUAUCAGAUCAAUUGGUGGAAAACAAAAAGCAGAUUGGAUGAGAGGAAAUUCCCCAAAGAAAUAAAAACUUUAAGACUGGCAGGAGACAGAAGCUAUGGAAUGGUUCCUUCACUAGACCCAUUUAGCGAAUUCAAGUUAACAGUCUUAGCCUACAAUUCCAAAGGUGCUGGGCCGGAAAGUACUCCAAUUUCUUUUCAAACUCCAGAAGGAGUACCUGAACAACCUACUUUCCUCAAGGUUAUAAAUGCUGAUAAGGACACUGUUGUUUUAUCCUGGGGACUGCCCAAGAAAGCACAUGGCAACCUAACUGGCUAUAAUUUACAAUAUCAGAUAAUCAAUGACACAGAUGAGAUUGGAGAACUAAAGGAAAUAAAUGUUACAAACCCUUCAAAACUCAGCUGGCGUGUUCCAGAUCUUAACUCCACUACCAAAUAUAAAUUCUACUUGAGGGCAUGUACUUCCAAAGGCUGUGGGAAACCUAUUACUGAGGAAGGUUGUACAAUAGGAGAAGGCAGUAAGAAUUUCGGGAAGAUUUCAGAAGCAAUAAAUCCUACCCAAAAGGUUCACCCUCUUGAGACAUUUGACCCUGACACUGAGCAUACAGUUCGUCUAGUGACUAAGAAUUGGGUUGAUAACAAUAGCAUUUUUGAAGAUGUUAUUGAGACAAGGGGGAGAGCAUAUGCAGGCUUAUAUGACAACAUCUCUACCCAAGGAUGGUUUAUUGGACUGAUGUGUGCCAUAGCUCUUCUUACAUUAGUACUGUUAACUAUUUGCUUUGUGAGAAGGAACAAAGGUGGAAAAUACUCAGUGAAAGAAAAAGAAGAUUUACAUCCAGAUCCAGAAGUUCAGUCAGGAAAAGAUGAAACCUUUGGCGAGUACAGUGACAGUGAUGAAAAACCACUUAAAGGAAGCCUCCAGUCUCUAAACAGAAAUCUCCAGGCCACAGAAAGUGCUGAUAGCUUGGUGGACUAUGGAGAAGGAGACCACGGUCUCUUUAAUGAAGAUGGGUCGUUUAUUGGAGCUUACACUGGGUCUAAAGAGAAAGGAUCAGUGGAGAGUACUGGAAGUUCAAUGGCAACUUUUCCACUUCGGGCAUAAACUAUCUGUACAUAAACCGCAUGAGUCAUUCACCUCAUUUUUCCAUGUUGAUCUAUGUAAGCAAGUCGUUGUCUACAAGAACAGAACUGGGUUUAGCCAGGAUCAAACAUCCAGCAAACAAACCAAGAACAAGUCACUGCCAUUGACAAAUAAGAACAAAUUCUUCUGAUCUGUGUUGCCAUAGGUUGAAUUCAAAGAAUGAACAUAACCAUGAUAAUCAGGUUCAACUUAAUUGAUUUCAAAUAAUGAGUAAUCAGUGUUUUCUUCACGUACCUGUUUUGGCUAUCCCAUGUCUCAUAACUUUUCUUAGCUUGUAGGAUUUUAGGUACAUUCUAUACACAUCCAAUCAUUCAGUUUCAUAGGAUUGCAUGGCUUAACUUUAUUUUGACUAGCAAUUGAAAGAUGAAAGAAACACAGGUUAUUUAAAAACAACAACAAAAUAAGACAGUAUAGCUUAUUGAAAUUGUUCACUGAAGAAACCAAGUCCAUAUUUAUUAUUUAAAUUUUUGCUUUUUAAGAUUCUUUCUACACAAUCCAUCAAUUGACAUCUAUCUAUUUGUCUAAUGCUGGUUAUUGCAGCCAGUAAUAUUUAAGGCAUUAAGUUGUGGCUGUUUAGUCAAAUCCAGUUUGAUUUCUGGUUUAUCCUUACUAUGGUAUCUCUGGGUAUUUGGGCUUCUUUCCUUCGACCAAAAACACCUGCAAGGGACCACUGAAUGUGGACAUAGGAGAGAGAGGCCUAAUGCUUGGGAAUGGUAACUUGGUAUUUGCUAAAACUAAUUCAAAGCCUCCAUUUUUAAACUGUCUCCUUUUACAUGUCUGGUGUAAAUAUAUUACACUAGCAUAUAUUUUCAGAAUGGAGUGAACACUUCUUUUGAUAUUUACACAAUGCAAAACAUAGAUGUGAUUUUAGUUUCUAUUUCGAAGUGAGAAACAUUAACAUGAGAAUGCAUACAGCUCCAGUACAGAGUAACAGUAAAUUGUUUAGCUCCAUUUCAGAGUUUGACUGUUUAGAAUUUAGUAAAAUAAACUUUCAGAUCUUAAGAAACUGCAUGUAUUGGGAUUUUAUUUUGUAAGAAUAAAAUAACUUCAGAAAAUUGAGGGAAUUUUUUGCAUAUUUUUCAAAGUAUGCUUUUCUUACUUGUCAAAAAAAACACGCUUUUUACUGUAGAAAUUGCUGUGAUAUGGUUUCCUUCAUACAUUGAACAUUGUUAGAAUGUUUGUUUCUAUAUUAUUUCUUUUUGUAAAAAUUUAAAAAUUCUUAAACUAUAUGAAUUGGCAUUCAGCCCAUUAGCUUUAUUAAUUUAUUUUUAAAUUGGCAUAAAGCAAUCCACAUGAAUUUCAGUAAACUGAAAUAAUGACUCCCUCACACAUGUUUCAUCCUAAACCUAUUAAUGGAUCAUCAGAAAACUUGGACUUUGAUCUAAAUAUCCUUCCCUCUUUCAUGAACAAAUAAUUGUGUUUGUUCAUUUGUUUGAUGAAUACAUAAUGAAGCAAAUGGAACUGGAUUUUUUUCCUUUUCUUAGAUUAUCAUAAGUAUACAAAAAGUAUAGGGAAAACAUUAAAAUAAUAGUAUGGAAGUAUUUGCUAUAGGAAUGGAUACUCACUAAAGUAAACUGUGGCUUUUUCAGGCUUUGUUGGAGCAUUAGAAUGUAUAUAUCUAAGAAUGUCCAUUUUUAAAUUACCUUCAGGUGUCCAUGACAGAAAGCUUGCAAAAUGAUAAAUAUGCUCUAUUGUAUUAAAACAAACAAACAAAAAAACAAUAUACAGAACUGGCUUUAAAAAUACUUGAGACUAAUUAUACAUUGGGAUUUGCUCUUGAUUCUCUUGUGAAUUUCUUUCCUUGGGGGUAUUGGCCAAAGGGUAUUUUUAAAGAAAUCAUAUGAAAGGUGAUGCCCCUCCUUUAGGUGAUUGCAAUAAUUCUUCUCAUUUUGGUGGAAUUAUUAGAAAUCGAGCUAGUUCUAACUUCAUCCAUCUCUUCUACCCUCAUACCAUAGAAAAGGCAACUAUUUGGUAUUCUUCCUAACUAUGUAAGGAUCCUGAGUUGUUUUUGUCCCACUGAAUAAAUGGCCAGAUUGUGUGAUACAGAAGAAAAGUUGAAAGAGAAAAAUAUUUUCACCACUUUUUCUGAAUGCUCUAUAUUCUCAACUACAGAAAGGAAAGAGUGUAUGAUAGUUCGUACAUUUUGACAUGAUUUCAUGGGAUAAAACAGGGUUUGAAUUUUGUGUAAAAUAAUGCUCACUAGUCUUCUCUUGAAACAGUAACCAGUUGGAUGUGUCUAAAAGGAUGUGAACCAGUGCUCUUGACGAUAAUAUCUUCUUUUUUUUCUCACAAAAGUUAUUUUGAUGGACUACAAUGGAUUAGCAAACCAUUCAACCUUGGAUUAUCUAAAAAACUUUAUUAUAAAUUAUGCCACAUAAACAUGUUGUAUUGAGUAUAGAUUGUUAAAUGGUAUUAGUCAUGUAGUUUACAAACCAUAAUUACUUUUCUGUUAAACUUUAUGAGGAAAUUGUUGACUAUGUUUUCUUUCUUAUGCCUCAGGACCUAAAGUAUAUAUGUAGUGUCAUUUAAGUGCAAUGAAAGUUUAAAAAGGAUAAUAGUAUUUGAGAAAGUGUCAAAUUAACCUAAAUGCUUAGCCCCCAGCUUAAAUCUAGCACUUUGUUCUCUGGUGAAUUUUCUUUCUCUAUAACUUUUAGCAAUUUCUAAUUUAACAGACUGUAAAUUAUGAUACAAAAUAUCUAAAAUAUUUAUAUCUUAAAGGACGCUAUAGGAAAUCACCAUAGCAUCUUUUUUUUUGAAAGGUACCUGUAUUUUCAAUUAAUGUAGUACUCUACUGAGUUUCUCAAUUACUUGAUAACACCCUGUUUUCUCCAUUAUAUAUGCCACUGUAUGUUUUGAGUAAAUUACCCACUGAGAUUCUACAUUCAAUCAUGUUCUUGUCCAUUUCCAGUCGGAGGGAAAGGAGCAAGAUGCACUGAAUCAAAAACUGGAAAAGUCUGAAUUCUCUUUGGAAUUCUUCCACUCACUUUCUGAGUAGCCUUAGGCACAUCCUUUAACAAUUCUAUAUUUCAGCUCUUUUCAUCAAUAAAGUGCUGCUGAAAAUCUGCUACCUGCUUUAUCACAGGGCUAGUUUUUCUAAUUAAGAUUGAUUAAUAAAUGUCUGAGAAAGGCUAAGAAGUCUUUCAUCUUUUUUUUAAGGUAUGUAGUUAAUCAUUAUGGGCAUAAUAAGCAGGAAUCUCUGCAUAGAACAAUAAUAUUCUGACAUCUCCCUAUAUUUUAUAUUUCCCAUUGAAUUUUAGUGGGAAUUGUGCCUAGACUAGUGGGAAGAAAGCUAUUGUGAACAGAUUAUACAAACAUAUUCAGACAUUCAAAUAGAUAUUCAGGCCAUACUAACUCAGUACUUUUUUCCAGUGAGCAUAAGAUAUAUAUUUUUGUAGAAAAAAAACAAAUAUACAGGACUUUAAAAAGAUGCCUCCCAUCCAGUGAGCAGUAUAAUUUGUGUGUGCCAUUACAAAAAAAAUAAUAAUUGAAUUUUUUUAAAAUAAAUUUAACAGGGUGUUUCCUAUACAAAAUGUUUUCUUUUCCAGUAGUUUUAUGUGCAUAUUUGUAAUAAAAAGCUUAUGAAUUAGUUGCAUUUAGUCUACUGGUUCUAAAGGCAUCCAAUAUUUUAAUUACACCCAGGUUUAUAAAAUAUGUGGAAUGUGGAAGUCUCAAAUAAUAUUUUUUUCCUAUUUUAUAGUCAUGGAAUAAAAGAUGAACUAAAGAAAAAGGAUUAAUGGAAGUUUUGCUUCCAUUUUUAAAGUCUAUAAAAUUAAAGUGUCAUUUGAAAUACUAAAUAUGUUUACAUAUCAUUAAGAUCAAAAUGCUUGUAAAACUUGCAAAUGGAUGAUAAGGGGAUUGAGUUUGUAAUGGGGCUCAUAUAUUCCAGUUUCCAUUUAGUGAAAUAGGUGGGGUUGAGCCAAAGCAUACUUUAUUUUAUUUUAGAUUUAUGAUAUUUUAUUACAUCAUCUGAAGAGGGAAAGGACUGUGUAUACUAAAUUAAUCUGACUGCUUUUUUCAGAUUAAUAUCCUUAGUGAAACUUUAUUAAAGUUGAUAAAAACAAAAAUGUGUUUGUAUUGUAGUUGCUGUUUGUAUCAUGUUUAUGUAUAUGUAUGGUUUCAAAAAAUAUUUUGAUUAUACAUGAAAUUAAACUUUUCUAAUAAAAGUUCAACUUCAUGUAAUCCAAAAA